AUGGAAAACGGAUCACCAGCUACUACCACCAGGAAAAUAAGGGCUCAAUGGAUUUCGCAACAGAUGAAAAACAUUGUUAAAAUGGUAGAAAGGGUCGACAUGAACAGCAAGCAAGUGUACCACUACCACAUCAUCACCAACGCAGACAUCGAGGAAGAAUUAACAAAGAGUAAGCAAGCAUAUCCUAUUGUACAUUAUAAAAAUGAAACGUGUUAUGACAAGUGCGGACUCAGACGACGAGACUCAGUGCAGUCAAUUAAAACGACAACCGAUGACGACGACACAGGGAGUGAACGAAGUAGGAAUAUACGAUUGGAAGAUGAUACGGGAAGGAAAGAG
Messenger RNA from Brenthis ino (lesser marbled fritillary), 339 nucleotides. The record is from the annotation of a GenBank genome assembly. NCBI's taxonomy places the organism in Eukaryota, Metazoa, Arthropoda, Insecta, Lepidoptera, Nymphalidae.